AUGAGUGGAAACAAUGAUUAUGAGAAGUUACAGCUAUCUAAACAAGAUUUGAGGUAUUUAUAUGGCCAAAUAUUCAACAAUGCAACCUCCAAACUUGACCUUCAUUUACCCACAUCGAAUAAUGACCCUCUAAAGACAAAAGUUGCAAAUUUGUUAGACGAAUUUAUAUUAGAUGCAUUUGAGAUGGCGAAACAGUCUAUAAUGAUAGAUGGGUAUGAUAUGUCGGGAAGAAAGAACCCCAAGCCUAUAUCAGAAUUAUUAUCUUUAAAGUCAAAAGAGAAAAUAGAGCCAUUUGAUUUCGAACUAAAUACACAAUUGCGGGACGUUUUGGAGCAUGUUGAGCAAGAAACAAUACAAGUGAGUAAGCUCAGAAGAGAGUUGCCUUCUAAAGCGAGGGAAAUGUACGAUAACUUGAUUUCCAACACAGAUAAUGAUGUUUCUGCGAUAUUAGCAGAAUUGGACUCUGAAUUGCAACAAGAACUACAAGACGAUGCUGACGAACCAGAAAUAGAUGAAUCGCUGUUGAUACCGAGAAUUGAUUCAAUUGUUGAUGAUUAUCAACAAGCAUUUCUAAUACUAAACAAUCUCAAGAGAAGGAUGCCGGAACAAAAAUCCGAGUUAGAUAAAUUGGACGAAACCAUACAACUCUUGGAAACGGCCUACAGGCGGCAGCAAAGUGAAUCUGGUUUAUGA
Molecule: messenger RNA, 693 nt
Organism: Debaryomyces fabryi
Lineage: Eukaryota; Fungi; Ascomycota; Pichiomycetes; Serinales; Debaryomycetaceae
Product: MIND complex subunit
Exons: 1
Coding region: 1-693 (230 amino acids)
Biological process (GO): mitotic sister chromatid segregation
Cellular component (GO): MIS12/MIND type complex; kinetochore
Source: RefSeq, a predicted model, not a curated record